AAAAAAAACCGAACGAACUUUAAUUAUUCUAAUAUUUUUUUAUGCAAUUAAUAUUGCGAAUGGCAAAAGCUUAAUAACUAUAGCUCACAAAUAAUGAUUGUCUGUGGAGGUACUACGUAAGAGUAAAAAAUAAUAAGAAACGUAGAAUACAAAGUGAAGACGCGAACCAGAAAAAAAAUUAUCAGCUGAAGUUUGACAAUUUGCUGUUUGAAGCAUAAUCAAAAUUUGUGACUGUGGGCAAAAGUGAAAAUUAUUUUGUUUUACCGCUAGUAGACGAUGCCCGAACCCCGGAAUCCAAUGGCAAGUUUUGCCCAGUCAGUAAGCAAUAUUAUCGAUGGGCCAGUAACAUGGUUCAGAGAAUCUAUUGUUGAGCCUAAUCAGAAAAAGCAAGCUUGGUAUCAUCAACGUUUUCAACGUGUUCCUACAAUCGACCAGUGCUACACUGACGAUGCUGUUUGCCGUUUUGAAGCCGAUCAACAAUUUCGCCGGGAUCGAAUGGUUGAAAAUGAAAUCGUGUCGAUUUUACGCCAACGCUUCGAAGAUUGUGUAAUGUAUGAAACGCCCGACCAUAUUAAAAAAUGCAAGCCUAUUUUAGAACAAUAUGAGAAAGCUGCUGAAAAUUGGUUUAUCAAAUAUGGGGAUUUAGGUGGCUAUGCUAAUGCUAAAACGGCAUACAUGAAGCAGAAACAUCGUUUGAUCUGGGAGCGUCGCCAUGGACAAGUUGGCAGUGGAAUGAAAACAGAGGAAGUAUCAUCUAGUUUUGCUGCGGACGAAGAGUAAAACAGAUUCCAAACGAAAAUUAUCAUUUAUGUAUGUGACAGUAUACCAUGCAUUGAAAUUAAAAAGCAAACUUAUGAUACUUUUAAGAACAAUGCUCAAUUGUCUUUUGUCUCUAUGCACUCAAUAUAUAGCGUAAUAUAUACUUCUUUCUUGCUGAUAUAUAUAGGCACAAUAGUUUGAAUUCGCUAUAAAGCAGUGUAAUAUUAUAUAAUGAUGCGUCCUUUAAUAAAAGUAUUGUACAAUA
Molecule: messenger RNA, 1024 nt
Organism: Bactrocera oleae (olive fruit fly)
Lineage: Eukaryota; Metazoa; Arthropoda; Insecta; Diptera; Tephritidae
Gene: ND-PDSW
Product: NADH dehydrogenase (ubiquinone) PDSW subunit
Source: RefSeq, a predicted model, not a curated record